Messenger RNA from Aspergillus calidoustus, 1425 nucleotides. The record is from the annotation of a GenBank genome assembly. NCBI's taxonomy places the organism in Eukaryota, Fungi, Ascomycota, Eurotiomycetes, Eurotiales, Aspergillaceae.
AUGCCUCGCCAUCUGCUCCGCCGUCAACCCACGGCCCCUCGUACCGAAGCCCCAUCCUCCGAUUCCCCUCCACAAUCACAGCAGGCCCGGCGGCAAUACCAGCGCAUAUUCCCUGAGCCAGGGCGAUUUCAAUUUCAGACACCUCCAUCUCAGGGAACCUCGAUCCCACAGCUCCACCCAUCGUCGGGCCCAAUUGAUCCCCAUGUCGAUGGACCGAGUGCACCGGAGCCCGUGAGGCGCGCCGCGGCGGCGCAAGCAGCGCUGUUCAAUCUGUUCGGGCGUGGUGUUACUGGAAGGUCAGCCAGGUCGUCUGUAGGGGAUGUAGAGGAUGAAGAGGAAGGGGAUAGUGGGUUCGAGCAUGGUGGCGAUGAGGAGUAUGAAGAUGUGGAGUUUGGUGCGGAGAUUGGACGUGCGCGUGGGCUAGAUGCUGAUGAGGAAGAAGUCGAGCUUUCUGAGGGGGAAGACUUGGAAGGUGUUGAGGAUGAGGAGAUUGAAGAUGAUGGGGAUGUGGAUAUUGAGGACGAGGAUGAGAUGAUGCAUGAUCGAGAUAAAUCACCCACUCCACUCCCCAGCGACCUCCGUGAGAUAUCCUCGCUCGCGUCUUGGACCGUUUCGACGCAUAAGCCCGGCUGCGGUGUCGCGGCGCUCCGAAAUACAGAUCAUACACAGUACUGGCAAUCCGAUGGGCCGCAGCCACAUACGCUCACGCUACACUUUUUCAAAUUGGUCGCCAUUGUCAAGAUCAGAGUUUACCUCGACUUUAGCCUAGAUGAGAGCUACACGCCUACGAAGAUGACGUUCAUGGCGGGCAUGGGCGGCAACGAUCUUGUUGAGUUCGCGACGUGGGACGGCGACAACCCUUGCGGCUGGGUAGAUGUGCCGCUUGAUGGCGUUGGCGGACAAAAUGGUGGAUGGGUGCGGAACAGGCGACGCCGCCGACGGGUGCGCAAGUCAGUUCGGCCUCAGGGGAAACGGGAUAAGGAGAAGGGAAAAUAUUCGGAUGCUGUCUUAGCGGACGAUUCGCUGGUCAUUGACAGCGAGACUCAGGGAGGCAGUCACGGUUUUACAACUGCAGUAUACGAUGAAGACGAUGAGAUUGACGACGAUGAUGACGACGACGACGAUCCUUAUGCUGGGAACGUCCUCAAGGCCAUGGUACUCCAAAUGCGCGUGAUAGAGAAUCAUCAAAACGGAAAGGAUACCCAUGUACGUGGGUUCCAGGUCUUUGCUCGAGACGACGACCGUCGACGGAUCGGCAAUGCCCCCUCUGCAUCGGCAGACGGCCGAACACGCAGACAUAGCGCCCGCAAGUCUCUACGUGCUGCUGCCGAUGAUGAUGGACGCGACGGUAAUGGUGAGAGCACAAGAGGAAAGGUGACUGCGCUAGAGGAGCCGGAUUGGAUGGGAGAUCCAGUGAUUCGGUAG